Bactrocera oleae (olive fruit fly) is the source of this 708-nucleotide messenger RNA. It is a transcript of the gene Sdhaf3, whose product is annotated as Succinate dehydrogenase assembly factor 3. Lineage: Eukaryota; Metazoa; Arthropoda; Insecta; Diptera; Tephritidae. Gene Ontology annotation, cellular component: mitochondrion; mitochondrial intermembrane space. The record is from RefSeq and is a predicted model, not a curated record. Gene Ontology annotation, biological process: mitochondrial respiratory chain complex II assembly; succinate metabolic process.
AGCUGUUUGUCAAACUCAUUGUAGCAUUAGAAAAUAAAAAAUCAUAAUACAAAAUCACUUCUCAUAAUUAUUCAAAAAUGUCUAAAAUAAUAGUUGAUCAACUGACACAUGCACAAAAGGUGCGUAUUUUAUAUAAAACAAUCUUACGUUUACACAGAGGUUUACCAGAGGAACUGCGGGAAUUGGGUGAUAAGUAUGCUCGUGAUGAAUUUCGGCGUCAUCUUACUUGCUCACCUAUGGAGGCACAACUAUUUAUAACGGAAUGGGCGAAGUACGCAGUUACAAUUACUUCACAAUUGGGACUGAAAGGCAAAGCAACAGCUGCGAUAGGAGACCAAUUGGACACAAGCACUGUAGAAAUGCUUAAAGACGACCAAGUGAUACAAUUGUAUGAGCUAAUGUUGGUUGCUAAGGGCAUUGAAGGUGAUACAAUUACACAUACAGACAUAAAUCACGCUAAAUAAACAUUAAGAGCUUUUAUUUACUCCCUUUUUCGUUUCUCCAAUAUUUUAUAUUCAUAUUGUACGCCUCCCUCUUUUUGUAUUCCCAUUGGUAUUUUUUCUUGAUCCAAUUUCAAUUCUUGAAAAUCAGCUGGAAUCUCGGGGAAGAAUGUAUCACACUCAAAUUGUUGAAGGAUCUUUGUUAAAUAUAUUCUGUUACACCGUGGCGAAAGUAUGGCCUCUUUGUACACUCCACUGCCACCAACAA